ACCCUCUGACUUAGAAGUGACUCUCAAAUCCUCACCGUUGCAGUGCUAUCUGAUUUGCAGGAAUCCAAGACUUAAGCAACUAUGUCCAAGCCCAGCGAGGCAGAACUCAUUCACAUUUUUAAGGGGAUUCCCUUUACCACAAGGUCUUCUCCAGAACUUUUAAAUUCCUUGGAUACUUUUGAUGCCAGAGAAGAUGAUGUCCUUUUGGUUUCCUAUCCCAAAUCUGGCACCCACUGGCUUGCAGGAGUUAUAACAAAGCUUUACACAACACAAGUUACAUUAACAUCUCCCAUUGAAUUUGGAGAUAUUUCCAAACUGGAGGAGCUGAAUAAACUCUCAUCCAAGCGAAUCAUCCCAACGCACUUAGACUACAACAUGUUACCUCCAAAUUUUAAGAAUAAAAAAUGCAAGAUGAUCUACAUCAGCAGAAACCCAAAAGAUACUGCAGUUUCUAUGUAUCAUUACUACAGAGAUAACCCAAACCUUCCCACUGUAGAUACCUGGACUGCCUUCUUUGACUUGUUCAUAAAAGGAGAUGUUGUCUGUGGAUCCUGGUUUGAUCAUUUUCUAAGUUGGGAAGAACAUCAAAAUGACAAAAACAUCCUGUUUUUGUUCUAUGAAGACAUGAAGAAGGAUCUCCCUAAGAGCAUAAAGAAAAUUAGUAUGUUCCUGGAUUUAUAUGUAAGUGACAACGAUAUCCAAGACAUCUGCAAAAAGUCCUCUUUCUCACAGAUGAAAAGUGACACGGAAAAGGAAAACAGCAGCCCCAAUCACACUGUUUGCUCACUGACAUCCAACAGGAAUCUGAUUUUCCGAAAAGGCACUGUUGGUGACUGGAAGAACCACUUCACUCCAAAACAGAACCGAAGGUUUGAGGAGAUAUUCAAUGAGAAAAUGAAACUCAGCAAAAUGGCAAAAAGUCUCAUCUAUGAAUUUUGACACCGUGUGGACAAUACCCAGUUAUCAACAAACACACAUGGAGCAACAGUGGGAAAUUCUGAACAGGGGGCUGCCAUUCACCUUACAACCCAUGCAACAGGAAGGAUUGCAAACAUGAGGUUUUGAGAACAGAAAAAUCCCAACACAAUGCCAGAGCUGAACUCAGUUUUCAGUGGGCAGAUGUAUAUGGUUUUACAGGGUCAAGUGUCAGACCCAUUUUUCUAUAACCGUAUCUAAUUUACAAUUUAUUUAUUUUUUUUUGCUUUGUGGGAAUAUAAAUGGACUUCUCAGAUGUGAUUUAGGGAUUUUACCU
Calypte anna (Anna's hummingbird) is the source of this 1252-nucleotide messenger RNA. Its product is annotated as sulfotransferase 6B1. NCBI's taxonomy places the organism in Eukaryota, Metazoa, Chordata, Aves, Apodiformes, Trochilidae. Gene Ontology annotation, biological process: sulfation. Gene Ontology annotation, cellular component: cytoplasm. The coding region runs from base 82 to 939 and encodes 285 amino acids. The transcript has 6 exons. The record is from RefSeq and is a predicted model, not a curated record. Gene Ontology annotation, molecular function: sulfotransferase activity.